UUCAAAACUUCUAAAGUCAACGUUUGACGGUUAACGAAAGAUUUAAAAAUUCGAACGAUUUCUUACAAUUUAUUGCGAUGAUUACAGUUUUGUCUUAUUAUGUUAUGUUAAUGAUUGAAUUCGAGUGCUGUUUGUGUAUAAUUUUGUGACCGGGUGCUAUAAUUGGUGGAGUUUGGUGAAGUUCGACGUACAGUUUCAAUAAUAACAUUAACGUUUAUAUUAGUGCUACAGGAUUCAAAAUGGUUAAAGUGGGCACAGCCCUUGUACCUUCCAGAAGUGGUUCGACGCAGAAUAUGGCCUCGAACAUAAAAGUUGUCGUAAGGGUGCGUCCCUUGAAUGACAGGGAAUUGGGACAAAAUAAUCGCACAGUGAUCGAGGUGAUUGACGAAAAUCGGCUGGUUUUCGAUCCCAAGGAGGACUUGCCGCCUUUUUUCUACCAAGGGGUCCAACAACCCAGUAAGAAUUACCUCAAACGCGCCAACAAGGAGCUGAAAUUCGCAUUUGAUUGUGUCUGCGGGCCAAAAACAACGAAUCAAGAUGUUUUCGAAAGUGCGACGAAAGAUAUGCUGGCUUCUCUAAUGGAGGGCUAUAACUGUUCGGUGUUUGUGUAUGGUGCUACAGGGGCUGGGAAGACCUUUACUAUGAUCGGUAGUAAAGAACACCCUGGCAUUACAUAUUUGACUAUGGAUCACUUAUUUCGCACCAUAAGCGGCUUUCAAGUGGAUAGAGAAUUCGAUAUUGGCGUAUCUUAUAUUGAAGUAUAUAACGAAAAUGUGUAUGACCUAUUAAAACCAUCAUCCACACCUCUACAAUUGCGGGAUUACCCUCAGUAUGGUGUGACGGUAGCGGGGCUGUCUAUACACAACAUAAAGAUAGCACAGGAACUGCUCGAUAUGCUGGAGUUUGGCAACCAGAACAGGACCCAGCACCCCACUGAUGCUAACGCUGAGAGUUCCAGGAGCCAUGCAGUUUUUCAGGUGUAUGUGACAAUGCGUUGCAAGACGAGCAGUCAGUGUCGCAUGGUCAAACUGUCCAUGAUCGACCUGGCGGGCAGCGAGCGGGCGUCCGCCACCGGCUGCGUGGGGGAGAGGUUCAAGGAAGGCGCCAACAUCAACCGCAGCUUGCUGUCGCUCGGCAACUGUAUCAACAAGCUGGCAGACGGUAGCAGCUACAUACCGUACAGGGAUUCAAAGCUGACGCGCCUCCUCAAAGACAGUCUCGGAGGAAACUGCAAGACGGUGAUGAUAGCGAACGUGUCACCAUCAGCAAUCAGUUACGAAGACACCUACAAUACGUUGAAAUACGCAGCGAGGGCCAAUAAGAUCCAGCUCAGCAUAAAGAAGAACAUAAUCGACGGCAACAUGAAUGCCGCUCAGAGUAUGAAACUCAACAAGGAGUUGCAGAGAAAGCUCGAGGAAGAGGAGAAGAAGAAUAAAGAACAUAAGGAAGUGCAGGUCAAGUUGGAGAGGAAGAUCAAAGAGCUGCAAGCCAAGUUGGCUUUGUCUUCGAGUCCAGCAACUGUUGAUGAUAGCAAUGUAUUGGCUAAACAAGCAUUCUGGAGUCAACGCAUCAAUGAAGUAGAGCUUGCCCACGUUGCGCUAGAGAGCAAGUUACUUACUCUGAUGAGUCAGCAGCGUGUGCUCGCUCUAAGGCAUUUUCUACGCACGCGUGCUUUUGAGCACGUCGCCGAUCUUGCACACCGUUCUUCAUGCGACGCACUAGAGCAGAUUUGCACCGAAGAAAUACCGCGUCAAGAACGCGCAUCAGAGAACUAUAUAAAACAACAUGUCAGUUGGAAUUCAAAAAUUAUUGACGUUUGGAACAAUUGGACUGUAAGUGGCAAGAAACUACAGAAAGUACUCGACGAAUGUCUCGCGGACUGCCAAUACUUGAACGAUAUGGUUGAGAAAGUUAAAAUUCAAAGCAAAUACAGAAUAUGUAAAGCCAGCAACGAUCUAAAAGACAAACUCAGUUCAAUUAUGAAGGAGGAGAUUACUGUGUCCACCGAAUGCAUGAGUGAUUCUUUCAAUAUGUUAAAAAAAGUUUAUUUAACCCUCAAAGGUUACGGGCAUGCUCCACCUGCUUUAACUUUAGAGUAUCUCGGGAUAAUGAACAAGGUGAAAUCUGCCAAGAACAUCAGCUGGUCGGAUGAAACGAUAAAAAACGAUCCACAUUUCAAAUUCAUCUCGACCCUUGACUUAGAAAACCCUACUGCUCCACUCGAUUUCAAUCAAGAAGACGUGCCAAAAUCUCAAGAUUUCAACGCAACCAUUGAUAUUGUGACUGAUAGUGACGAUUUGACAGACAUUGAAAACCGUCAACCUUGUGCUAAAAAACGUAAGGGGACACCGAUAAAAUUGCAAAACAAUGAUACAAUUAUAAUAAACGACUCGUUAGAAGCUUUGGACACUCAGAAUUUGAACUCUGCGAAGAAAAUUAAAACUGAAACUAGAUUGCAGUUUGAAAAUCUGAAUAAUUUCGGUGAGAUUGAUCCUAAAGAUUUGAAUUCAACAUUCGUGCUAGCGGGCAAAAUGGAUGUGUCUAAAAAGAUGCCCGUUAAAGUUGAAUCGAAAGAUGUACAGCCGGUGAAGAGAGGUUUGACGGAUCGGACUAACACUCUACAAAGGACUAUAAACUUCAAUAAUGACAAUAAAGCUCGUAUCGUCAAGCCAGUGAUGCCGGUCCGCCGGGUGGGCACCGCCUUGCCAGCCCCGCGUGGACCCGCCUUCGGUUCUAGCGUGUCGCGCGACGGUUCCAACUUCCGAACUAUACAAGGUGGGCAAAAGAACGUUGCGUUGACUGAAAGGUCAGUGGGUUUUAAAGCAGUUCGGGGCCGGGAGAGAGUGCAGGCGCACCCGUACUCGCGUCCCGCACCGUUCGGCGCCAGGAAGUGAACACGAGUGAACACGAGUGAACACGAGUGAACAGGAGUGAACAGGAGUGAACAGAAAUGAACACGAGUAAACAAAGAAGUGACGUAGAGAAUCUUAGUGACCAACAAAAACUUUACUUAUUUAAUGAUAGAUAUGAUGGAGGGACUGCUGAAGUUAACAUAAGUGACUGUACAUUCACUGCCUGUUGAUAACGAAGUGCCAGUAAUAUAAGUGAAAGUAUAAUCAAUUUUUUUUAAUUAUGUGAGAUAAGAUUGAUUUUACUUAAACAUGAGUGUGUUUCGUUAAAAAAAAAAACCACAAUCUGAUUUAAAUAACGCGCCGAGAGAAGUAUUAAAACGCAUUGUUACGCCAGCUCGUAACAUUUUGUAUGUUUUUUUUCUUUAAACUUAAUACUCUGGAAUUGUUUUAUUAAAAAAUACUUAACAGGGCGAUUUUUUUUUAUUAUUUGUACAAAAUAAAUGCAUUUAAAAAAACGCCCGGCUAUGGUCAUUAACGUAUCAACAAAUGCACGCCCACUGCUGGACUUUUUAAGGGGUUACAAAUUCCAUGGUCUCCUGCCACUUGCGUCCAGCGUCCUACGAUGGUGUAGUCUGUCCAACAUGUAUGUGUAUGUGGAAGUUAUGUGUAAGCCUAUUGCCAUAGCUUCGCGACUGGUUUAACUUUGUAAUCAUGACGAAUCACUAUUAUUAUGUUGUACAUCCUUGUAUCUGUGAACCAAAGUAGUGAGCGUGUCUAUAAACAGUGCUAUCCUUUUCAAAGGGACAAAGUGUGAAAAGGACAGAGAGCUGAGGGGGAAUUUAUAAUUUCUGGAUUUUGUCUGGCCUCGUCUGGUGGCUAGUUGCCACACCCUACUGACAAACGUGCUGCUAAGCGAUUUAGCGUUCCGGUACGAUGGCGCAUGGAAACCGAUUAGGGGUAUAACUGCCAUUCUCCCAUACAGGUUAGCCCGCUACUGUUUUAGACUGCAUCAUGGCUUAAUAUUAAGUGAAUUUUCUAGGGUUAACUUGUAGUGAAAAAGAAGAAAAACAGAAUUAUCAAAUUUUCAACCUCCUGCGUGACGAGACGUGAUCUCAUGACGCACCAUCCUUUACGUACGAGCUUUUCCAAAAUUACCGACAAACAUGUAAUCUCCAUACAAAACUGACAUUUACGUCUCGUUUAUAUCUGUCGCGUCUUGUGUAUGUAUUAAUAAAGAGAUUUUAAUAAAUGGUUAUUAGCUUUAAUACAUUUACACAAUAAUAUAUUUUGUAAGAGCGAUUUAUAUAAUUUGUCUAAUAUAAUUAACUUUUUGUAUUGACAUGUAAUUUUAAAUGACGAUUUGACAUAAGUUUUUUGGUAAGCGUUUAAUUAAUGUUUUGUAUCUUAAUGUAUUAGAAUCAGUGUGUUUUGGUUUAAAACUAGACACAUACUGUAAAAAUGCGGUUGUUUGCAUAUCUCUACACUACACUAAAUUGACAAGUCUAAGAGUAGAUAUUAGAGAAUAGAUGAACCUAUUACAGUUUUGGAUUUGUAAAUUUAAUUGUAACACAAUCGAAUAAGUACCUCGUUUUAGGAAAAAUUGUUAAUAGGAAUUGACUAUAAACAAACCUGUCAAUUUAUUGUAGUUUGGAUAUUCGUGUACUACUGAUUUAUUAGAAAUAUUCUUAGAUAAAUUUUUGAUAUAUGACAGUGGCGUAGCGUAGAGGAUAUUAGUAGCCGUGGCAAUUGGGAAAACAAUAGAUGUUAACAAUGACUUUUAUUCUCAAAAGAAACAGUUUCAUUUAAUGAGAAAAUAAAAUUAACAUAAAUAAGUGGUAAU
This is a messenger RNA of Pararge aegeria (speckled wood butterfly), 4692 nucleotides long. RefSeq names its product kinesin-like protein KIF18B (gene Klp67A). The transcript has 8 exons. Gene Ontology annotation, molecular function: microtubule binding; microtubule motor activity; ATP binding. The record is from RefSeq and is a predicted model, not a curated record. NCBI's taxonomy places the organism in Eukaryota, Metazoa, Arthropoda, Insecta, Lepidoptera, Nymphalidae. The coding region runs from base 240 to 2894 and encodes 884 amino acids. Gene Ontology annotation, biological process: microtubule-based movement.